AUGCAGGUGCUGGGGGCCAACGACGGGCUGGUGUCUGUGGCGUCCCUCAUGAUGGGCAUCGGCGGCGCCAACGAUGACCUUGAGGCCAUGAAGCUGGCCGGCCUGGCUGGCCUGGUGGGCGGCGCCCUGAGUAUGGCUUGCGGCGAGUACAUCAGCGUCAGCAGCCAGAAGGACGCAGAGCAGGCCGACAUCCAGAAGGAGAUUCAGGAGCAGCAGAAGGGGCCAGAGGCGCGGGCCCGCGAAUUUGAGGAGCUUGUGGGCGUCUACAUGUCGCGCGGCAUAUCUGAGGGGCUGGCCCGCCAGGUGGCCCAGGAGCUGACGGACGGUGACGUCAUCAGGGCCCACGCGCGGGACGAGCUCGGCAUCGACAUCGAUGACCUGGCAAACCCCCUGCAGGCGAGCGUGGCGAGCGCGAUUGCGUUUUCACUGGGGGCCGGCAUCCCCCUCCUCACAGGCGCCUUCAUCCCCGACGCGUUCACGCGCCUGCUGGCGGUGGGUGGCGCCGCCACCCUGGGGCUGAUCCUGUUUGGCGGCAGCGGCGCGUGGCUGGGCGGCGCGUCCGUCCCCAAGGGCGCGCUGCGGGUGCUGCUCGGCGGCUGGCUCGCCAUGGCGCUCACCUACGGCAUAGGCAAGCUCGUUGGCGGAGAGGUGCCCGUUUAG
Monoraphidium neglectum is the source of this 660-nucleotide messenger RNA. Its product is annotated as Fe(2+)/(Mn2+) transporter pcl1. Gene Ontology annotation, cellular component: membrane. Gene Ontology annotation, biological process: intracellular manganese ion homeostasis. The record is from RefSeq and is a predicted model, not a curated record. The transcript is spliced from 8 exons. The coding region runs from base 1 to 660 and encodes 219 amino acids. Gene Ontology annotation, molecular function: manganese ion transmembrane transporter activity; iron ion transmembrane transporter activity. Lineage: Eukaryota; Viridiplantae; Chlorophyta; Chlorophyceae; Sphaeropleales; Selenastraceae.